AUGAAGGAAGUAAAGUUAGUGAAGGAACCAAAGUUAGUGAAGGAACCAAAGUUAGUGAAGGAACCAAAGUUAGUGAAGGAACCAAAGUUAGUGAAGGAACCAAAGUUAGUGAAGGAACCAAAGUUAGUGAAGGAAGUCAAAGCUUGUACUGUGAACUCUGUACUUGUGUGUGUGACAGGUGGAGAGGUGGCUGAGGAAUGCUCUGAGGGAGAGCUGAGCUUCUCGUGUGAAGCUCCUGGCGAGGAGGUGAUCAUCAGGGAAGCUUGGCUCUACGGCUCCAGUGUCAUGACCAAGGUUGACCUAGGACUCGGGGAGAAGUGCCACGUGCCAGAGUACAACCUCCAGUACAAGAAGGGAUCCCUCCUCCAGUACAUCAACAAACAGUGCGGGGGCCAGGCUGAGUGUAAGUUCAGUUUGGAGAACCACGUACCAUCAGCACUCCAAGUCCAGGACCAGUGGGAGGGAGGUGUACUCUGGGCCGUCUACCAUUGUGUUCACAAGUCCGAGUUUUACCGAGUGUGUGGGAGUGAGGUGUAUGCUCAGUCUGGCUGGGUGCAGAGCAUUGGAUACCCACAGUAUUACCUUGGUGAACCAGCAGUGUGCACCAUCACUCUUCGUGUGGAUGACAAGCAGCGCAUUCAGCUAACUAUCACUGAUCUUAACAUCAGGGAGAUUGUCUCUCCGAAUGAAGUCAGUUGCCGAGACAGUUUAUCAGUGACGGAGGGAAGCAAGCAGCUGCUGCAUCGCUGUGAAGAAACUAAAGUGCCUCUCAGUAUAACCUCAGAGGGACCGGAGCUUAACAUUACUCUCACUGCAACGACAAAUUUAUUUCCUAAACGGGGAUACAUUGCUCAUUUUCAAGCUCUGGGAUGCAAGACGCCCUCCACUCCUCAAGAUGGUUACCUGAUAUUCCGAAAUGCCACCCAUGCUGAGUACUGUUGCUGUGUACAUCAUGUGUUCCCUGAUACACUUGCUCGACAACGCUUUCUCCAGUGCAACAAGUUACACGUAUGGAAUGACACACUUCCUGACUGCAUUGAUCUUGAAGAACUUCUGGAAGAUGGCAACAUUACUGAGAUACAGUUUCACAAUUUGAUCAAUGGAAGCACCACUUACGCUCAGGCAGAAAUGCUACGUCAGGCACAUUUGGUCUAUGAUCUGGUAGUGCCAACAGUGAUUAUGACUGUGCUGGUUCUUGGCAAUGUUGCGGUUGUCUUUCUGAUCAUUUACUGCCGCAGGUAAAUUAUUAUUAUAUUCACAAUUAUUAUUAUAAUAUAACCAAGCGCUAAACCCAUAAGGGUCAUAUAGCAAUUCUUUUCACAAAAAAAGCUAAAUGUCACAGUUAAAUAUAACUAUAUUGCACAACUUGAGUAGAUGUUGAUGUCUAAUGUAAUGGUCGCUGGUUCAGUAGCUUUAUUAUAUACCCAUCUCAUUACAAUAUCCUUUAUCAUUUUGGACAUUAUUAGCUUUCAGUGACUCUGAACUUGUGAUCUCACACACAUUGUUGUCAAUCUUCCGCUCAAUGCUUUCUCUCUGAUCAAUUUUUGAUGCUGCAUCAGAGUAACCUUGAUCCUUGAAAUGUACACUGACUGUUGUACAUGAGUAUUUUAAGAUAAAAUUCAGUCUUGUAAUAGAGGAAGCCCUCAAAAUGGGAUGAUAGUUGAAAAUAAUAUUUGAAUUUUAUUUAAAAAUACAUUACUGUAUUUGUUAUUCAAAAUUCUUCCUUGUUCAGAAAUUCAGUUUAAAUAAUAGUAUGUCCAAAAUUCACAUGUUUUAGAAUAAGAUAAAAUAUUAACCUGUAAACGGUCCAAAC
Molecule: messenger RNA, 1813 nt
Organism: Cherax quadricarinatus
Lineage: Eukaryota; Metazoa; Arthropoda; Malacostraca; Decapoda; Parastacidae
Source: RefSeq, a predicted model, not a curated record